This is a messenger RNA of Coffea eugenioides, 2079 nucleotides long. RefSeq lists its product as uncharacterized. Bases 1 to 2079 code for a protein of 692 amino acids. The record is from RefSeq and is a predicted model, not a curated record. Lineage: Eukaryota; Viridiplantae; Streptophyta; Magnoliopsida; Gentianales; Rubiaceae. Gene Ontology annotation, molecular function: protein binding. The transcript is spliced from 4 exons.
AUGAUAGAUAAUUAUUCUGGAUUCUUUCAAGAGUGCCAUUAUGAGAACAAAUUUUCUCAUUCACUCUACAAUGGAUAUAGCUAUUUUUUCAACAAAGAGUACCUUCGCUAUAGGCCCUUGUACAUAGCAAUUGCAACAGGCGAUUUUGGUCUCACGAAAAGUCUCCUUGAUCAAGCUCCAGACUCUGUUAGAGCCAUAAUUUCAACACAGGGAGAAACUGCACUUCAAUUUGCUAUUGUAAAUGGACACAUGAAAAUUGCAAAGGAGCUUUUGAGUAGAAUGCAACCAGCUGACUUGGAAAUGGUUAAUGACUAUGGAUGCACAGCCCUUACUCUUGCUGCAAUCAGUGGUGAAAAAAAGUUGGAAAGGGCAAUCGUGGAAAAAAAUGAUAGUCUACUUAGCAAGGAAAAUCAACUUUAUGAUGGGCCGCUUCUUGUCAUCGUGGCUGCUUUGUAUGGUCACAAGCAUAUGGUUAAUUAUCUAUACUCGGUGACACCAAAGGAGUUAUUUAGUCCAGAGGGGGGUAAGAAUGGUGCUACACUGAUUAAUUCCCUGAUUAGAGCAGAAAUGUAUGGUAAGAUUGUGGAUGUAAGAGGCAAUAUACCAAUCUGCAUCAAACCCUUCUUCAAUAUAUGUGCCCCUAACCCCUUUCUGAUUGCUACAGAUGUUGCUUCAAUGCUACUUCAACAAUAUCCAAAACUUGGUGUCACCCCAGAUCAUAAUGGUGACUAUGCUCUCCAGUUACUGGCUCACGAGCCAUCUGCAUUUCCUAGUGGAACCAAACUUGUUUCCUGGAAAAGAUGGAUCCAUUCAUGUCUAAUGGAACAUUCUCCAUUGGGAAGUCCAACAGAUUCUGCUAAAGAUGAUCAGACAACAAAAGCAAGCAUGAUUGGAGACCACAGCAUUGAGAUUCAUCAUUCUAGUGAUGGUGAAACGAAUUGGACAGGAAAUCGAGGCCUACAGAUUACUAGCUUUGUACUGAAGGUUUUGCAUGGACUCGGUUGGAGCAUAUUAAGUUGCCUCGGUUUGUGGCAUGACAGGAAAUUGAUUCAUAAAGAUGCCAUUCAACUCCUGAACCUCAUAUUUAAGGAAAUCCGGAAAUUGAGCAUGAAAGACCUUGAAGAGAUGGUUAUCGAUAAAAUUUUGUAUGAUGCGAUUGAGCAUGGAAUCAUUGAGUUCGUUGAUAAAAUUUUCAAAUAUAGGACUGGAAUCAUACAUAAAAGAGACGGAAAGGGCAGAACACUUUUUUCACAUGCAAUUGUGCUUCGCCAAGAGAAAAUUUAUAGCCUUAUAUACGCAUUGGGAACAAGAAAGAGCGUGCUGGCACGUAGGCAUGAUUUUUUCCAAAACAAUUUCUUACAUCUAGCAGCCAUGCUGCCUCCACAGUCUCAACUUGACAAGGUUUCUGGAGCAGCUCUUCAAAUGCAAAGGGAACUACGAUGGUUUCAGGAAGUUGAGAGUAUUCUACCACUAAGGAUGAAGAAAGAAGUGAAUUCUAAUGGUAAAACACCUUCUGCCCUCUUCUCUGGCGAGCAUAAGGCAUUGGCUAAGGAGGGAGAGAAAUGGAUGAAAAAUAUUGCAGGAUCAAGUAUGAUUGUGGGAACUCUCAUCGCUGCAGCCAUGUUUACAACGGCUUUCACAGUUCCAGGUGGUAAUGAUAAUAAAACAGGGCUCCCUGUCAUGAUAGGUACUCACCAAAAAGCCAUCUUGUUUCUUAUGGCAUCAAAUGCAGUGUCAAUGUUCACUUCUACAACAUCGAUUCUGAUGUUCUUGGGGAUUCUCACUGCACGUUAUGCAGCAAAAGAAUUUCUCAAGUCCUUACCUACAAAGUUAAUAUUUGGGAUCACAUUUUUGUUCGUCUCGAUGGUCACCAUGACGGCAUCAUUUGGUACUGCUAUAUAUCUGACGCUGAUCGAACAAGUAGCUUGGAUUUCCUGCCCAAUCAUUGUUUUCUGUGCGAUUCCAAUAGCCCUUUACUCAUUGCUGCAAUUCCCUCUCCUGGUUGAGAUGAUCAGUCGCACUUACGGACAUGACAUCUUCGACAAACCUAAAGAGAAACCCUACAGUUUUGAAACCUGA